AUGUCUACAGCGAUUGCUCAAGGCAUUCUUAAAAAUGGUGCUCAUCCGGCAUCAAAAAUUUGGGUAUCAGGCCCACAUUUGGAAAAUCUUUCUCACUGGAAGGAAUUUGGAGCAAAUAUAACAAACAAAAAUGGAGAAGUCUUUAACAACUGUGACAUAGUAUUCCUUGGUGUAAAGCCUCAAGUAUUAUCAAGGGCCAUCAAUGAUUGCCUCAACACUUUAGCUCAAACAAACACAAAUAAGAAAGUAUUGUUUAUUUCAAUUCUAGCUGGAACUAGUAUUGAGCAAUUGCACAAGACUCUUAGCAUACUGCCUGGUGAGAAACAAGUAAUAAGAACUCUACCAAAUACUCCGAUGUCUGUAGGUGCUGGGGCUUGCCUUUACACUCCUGAUCAUACUGUAACCAGUCAACAAUGUACUGAGCUUGAAAGGUUGCUCUCGGGAUGCGGCUUAUGUGAAAGAGUGCCUGAAUAUCUCAUGAGUUCAUUGGGUUCCUUAAUUGGGUGUGGACCUGCGUUUAUGUACAUAGCAAUAGAAGCGUUAGCAGAUGGUGCUGUGAAACAGGGUGCUCCAAGGGCACAAGCAACUAGAUUAGCAGCCCAAAUGGUUAUGGGCAGUGGGAAAAUGGUAUUGGACAAUACAAAACACCCUGGUCUUCUGAAGGAUGAAGUUUGUUCCCCUGGUGGUACAACAAUUUAUGGAGUCGCUGCAUUGGAGGAGGGUAAAUUUAGGUCAACCUUAAUUAAUGCGGUGGAAGCAGCUACCCUAAGAACGAAGGAAAUGGGUAAAAACUAG
This is a messenger RNA of Leptosia nina, 795 nucleotides long. Lineage: Eukaryota; Metazoa; Arthropoda; Insecta; Lepidoptera; Pieridae. The record is from the annotation of a GenBank genome assembly.